Messenger RNA from Penicillium longicatenatum, 1878 nucleotides. Its product is annotated as HET domain-containing protein. The record is from RefSeq and is a predicted model, not a curated record. NCBI's taxonomy places the organism in Eukaryota, Fungi, Ascomycota, Eurotiomycetes, Eurotiales, Aspergillaceae. The transcript has a single exon. Bases 1 to 1878 code for a protein of 625 amino acids.
AUGCCUUUAAACUACACGUCCCUCGACCCCGACCGACAACAAAUUCGUCUACUGACAAUUGAACGGUCAAGAUCAUAUGACUCUCCGUUACGAGCAUCACUUCGAGUUGCCUCAUUACUCGAUGAGCCGAAGCCUAACUACAAAGCACUUUCCUACACUUGGGGGGACAUGGAUGCAAAGGACCAAUAUCCAAUGAUCAUAGAUGGAUGUGAAGUGUUUGUUUUGCCGACACUCUCGACAUUCUUACGUAGCUUACGCCAGGCUCUGCCAAGGCAACGAUGCGUCGUUUGGUGUGAUUUCAUCUGCAUCAAUCAAGAUGAUAUUAAUGAGAAGCAUCAUCAGAUUCUGCUUAUGGGAGACAUAUAUAAGUUCGCCAGGCGUGUGGUUGCAUUCCUGGGUGAGUCAACAUUGGACAUUGAGGCGGCAAUAUAUCUCUAUGCCUCACAUACAAAAGAACUUCAAGGCAAAUAUGCCGCUCGCUUAAAGGAGCGGUGCUGGCUCUCAGACCAAACAGCAUUGCGUGGAUCUGGGGAUAAUGUAUCCCUUAUUGAUGAGAAAAAAACUCAACUCCUAAGGAUUCACGCCUGGAAUGGUAUAGCUGAGAUCAUGUCUUCGCCAUACUGGAGAAGACUGUGGACAUACCAGGAAUGGUUUCUGCCCACGAAAAAGCCAAUUUGCAUGUCCGGAAGUAGGGCCUUUGAACUGUGGGACAUGGAGUCCGUUAUGGAUGAAAUGUAUGGCUUCACGCCGACCUCGCAGAAAGUCGAUGGUGAAAUGAAUCAUACGUCCUACUCUGUUUACACAGAAGAGUCUGUGGACCGGGCUCUUGAUAACAUUAAUGCCAGUGGCGCCCCUAUUGAGCUAUUGGCCUCAGACAGUGAAAUGCGUACCAGCACUUCCGACAAGCAACUUAGCGUCAGCGCUCUUCUUUUCACAACAAUAAACCGAUCUUGUAGCGUACUACUUGAUAGAAUCUAUGCACUCUACUCAAUGUCACCCUCGCUUGCGUGCGAACGUCCACCCAACUACAAGAAAGCGAUUCAGCAAGUGUUCGUCGAAACGACAGCGCAUAUUCUAAGCUCUGAGCCAGAGACGGAAAUAUUCAAGUUGUUCCCUUUAUUGAAAGACCCGUCGUAUCCAUCAUGGACGCUGGACUUCUCUGCAAGUGGCGAAGCCCAAUUCGGAUAUUCUCAAAGCCCAAUCGCGAAUUGCAAUAUCGAUGAAUCUCUCUGGUCGAAUGGAGGCACUCUCGCAGUCCAACUGGAUGAGCAGCUUUCCGGCCUCCGCUUACAUGUUAAGAUCCUCGGCAAUGUGUCACUUUACGAUGUGCUUCCCCCAGAAUCUGAAGCCCGGCUCGUGCAGAACCAGUAUCGUGACAUAACCAAGAACUACGGGGGAUCUAGCUCGAAGAAACUUGCAAGGUAUUAUUUGGAGAUCAUCCACGCGCUUUCCUUUCGUGGGAGGGACCCCGAAGAUCCUAUUCCUGAAGACGAAUUCGCUGAAAUGGUGGAAUUGAUAGACAUGGACGGCCCCCAUGCGGAACAAUUCAGGACAUUGGUUGAAUCUCCACCAGGCGAAGAAGGUGGAAGCGGGAAAAGUCUGUUCUUCGUGAAGGAAAAGGGUCGAUAUUUGAGCAUCGGAUUCUCAGGUGCAGGCGUCCAGGAUGGUGAUAUUUUGGCCAUUCCGUAUGGGUUCAAUCAAACUUUUGUCCUGAGACGGCUGUCAUAUCCUUCUCACGUUAAUGAUCACUCGCGGUUCAAAAUUGUAGACAUGGCAUACGUUGCAGGACUUAAACGCUUCAAGUCCCCAAGAUCUUCGAAGACUCCUUUGGUCCAAACUCUGAUCAGCCGUCCUAGGUUUGAAGUGGUGAUUUGCUAA